Messenger RNA from Calypte anna (Anna's hummingbird), 5945 nucleotides. RefSeq names its product dystrobrevin alpha (gene DTNA). Gene Ontology annotation, cellular component: plasma membrane; synapse. The transcript is spliced from 23 exons. Gene Ontology annotation, biological process: synaptic signaling. The record is from RefSeq and is a predicted model, not a curated record. The coding region runs from base 153 to 2432 and encodes 759 amino acids. NCBI's taxonomy places the organism in Eukaryota, Metazoa, Chordata, Aves, Apodiformes, Trochilidae. Gene Ontology annotation, molecular function: zinc ion binding.
UUGAGCCAGGGUUUAAAUCUAUCCCUCUCUGCCCGGCUGCUUGCAAAGCUCUGCUUCUCAGCUUGCCUCUGCCUCCUCUAACGACUCUAAUAUUCUCUUAAAAAUAACGUCAUUCUGGAUUCUUUGGAGUUACUAAGGUGGCAAAAGAGAUCAUGGUGCAUACCAUAGGAAUGAUUGAAGAUUGUGGGAAAAGAGGAAAUACCAUGGCAGAGAGAAGGCAGCUGUUUGCAGAAAUGCGGGCUCAAGAUUUGGAUCGCAUUCGUUUGUCCACCUACAGAACAGCAUGCAAGCUCAGAUUUGUUCAGAAGAAAUGCAACUUGCACCUGGUGGACAUCUGGAACGUGAUAGAAGCCUUACGGGAAAAUGCUCUGAACAACCUGGAUCCCAGCAUUGAACUGAAUGUGGCUCGCCUGGAAGCUGUGAUUUCCACCAUCUUCUACCAGCUCAACAAAAGGAUGCCAACAACCCACCAGAUCAAUGUGGAACAAUCCAUCAGCUUACUGCUCAACUUCUUGCUAGCAGCCUUCGAUCCGGAAGGACAUGGUAAAAUUUCCGUUUUUGCUGUCAAAAUGGCCUUGGCAACUCUUUGUGGAGGAAAGAUCAUGGACAAAUUAAGAUAUAUUUUCUCAAUGAUUUCUGACUCCAGUGGAGUGAUGGUUUAUGGCAGAUACGACAUGUUUCUGCGGGAGGUUCUCAAGCUGCCCACAGCUGUUUUUGAAGGGCCUUCAUUUGGUUAUACUGAACAAUCAGCAAAAUCCUGUUUCUCACAACAGAAAAAAGUCACAUUAAACACUUUCUUGGAUACUCUCAUGUCUGACCCCCCGCCACAGUGUCUAGUGUGGUUACCACUUCUGCACCGACUGGCAAAUGUUGAAAAUGUCUUCCACCCCGUUGAGUGUUCCUACUGCCACAGCGAGAGCAUGAUGGGGUUUCGCUACCGCUGCCAGCAGUGUCACAAUUACCAGCUCUGUCAGGACUGCUUCUGGAGGGGCCAUGCCAGCGGUUCCCACAGCAACCAGCACCAAAUGAAAGAGUACACGUCAUGGAAAUCACCUGCUAAGAAGCUAACUAAUGCACUUAGCAAGUCUUUAAGCUGUGCUUCCAGCCGUGAACCUUUGCACCCAAUGUUCCCUGACCAGCCUGAAAAACCUCUAAACCUGGCUCAUAUUGUGCCCCCCCGACCUGUAACCAGCAUGAAUGAUACACUCUUCUCCCAUUCUGUUCCCUCAGGAAGUCCUUUUGCAAACAGAAGUUUUCCUGUCUUAUUAAAUAGCUCUCCUUCCAAGAAUACUGAAGUAGAGCAGAGCAAACUGCUGGCUAGGGCUGCUCCAGCUUUCUUGAAAGGCAAAGGGUUACAGUACAGCCUCGAUGUUGCAGACAGGCUGGCUGAUGAACAUGUACUCAUCGGGUUGUAUGUCAACAUGCUGCAGAGCAACCCCACACGUGUGCUCGACAGCACAAGUCGCCUGGAUGAAGAACAUAAGCUGAUCGCCAGGUAUGCAGCAAGGCUGGCAGCAGAAACUUCUUCAUCACAGCAGGGGCAGCAAAGAGGGGCAUCAGACAUCUCCUUCACCAUUGAUGCAAACAAGCAACAAAGGCAGCUGAUUGCAGAGCUUGAAAAUAAAAACCGAGAAAUCCUACAGGAGAUCCAGAGGCUGCGACUUGAACAUGAGCAAGCGUCUCAGCCCACACCAGAGAAGGCACAGCAAAAUCCCACUCUUCUUGCAGAGCUCCGGCUCCUGAGACAGCGGAAGGAUGAGUUGGAACAGAGGAUGUCUGCUCUCCAGGAAAGCAGGAGGGAGCUCAUGGUUCAGUUAGAAGGCCUCAUGAAACUGCUGAAGGAAGAAGAACUGAAGCAGGUAACCCAAGGGGCAGGCUCCCCACGUUCCUCACCCAGCCACACCAUCAGCCGACCCAUUCCAAUGCCCGUCAGGUCUGCCUCUGCCUGCUCCACCCCAACCCAUGCACCUCAGGAUUCUCUGACCGGAGUAGGAGGAGACGUGCAGGAAGCCUUUGCACAAAGUGCAAGACGAAACUUAAGAAAUGAUUUGCUGGUGGCAGCAGAUUCAAUUACUAACACUAUGUCUUCUUUGGUAAAAGAACUAAAUUCUGAAGUGGGCAGUGAGACAGAAAGCAAUGUGGAUUCUGAAUUUGGACGGACUCAUUUUGAUGACCUGGUUCCAUCCCCAACAUCUGAGAAGGCUUUCCUUGCACAGAUCCAUGCUCGGAAGCCUGGAUACAUCCACAGUGCUGCUGCCACCGGCUCCAUCCGCAGUGACAUGGUUACAGAAGAUGGAGACCCCUAUGUCAGAGCAGAUGAUGAAAAUUAUGAGAAUGACUCAGUCCGCCAGCUGGAGAAUGAACUGAAAAUGGAGGAGUACCUGAAGCAGAAGCUGCAGGAUGAGGCAUACCAGGUCAGUUUGCAAAGUUGAGUGCAAUAUCCUUCUCUCUCCUCUCAAGCAAGCUGCAGUCAGACAGACAACGAGAGCUACGUAAGAACUGAUGAUGAGGAGAGCUGCUUUCGGACAGACGACGAAGAAAACUCGGCUGCAAACUUCACAGAAGAGUGGAACCAAGAGGUGCAGCAUCUCUUGACAAAAAAAUCACAUAACUAAGUUCUGAGGACGGUAGCACAGUACUUUUGUUCUAACAGUUGUAGUUUGUAGAUGUGUGUUUUUGACAACAAGACCUUUUGUUUAAAGCUAACUUAUAUUAGCUACAUCUUCUGUAACAUGGCUCAUUACCGCUGAGGAAACCAGACUGACACAUGUACUGCUGUUACAAAGGAUGGCAGUAUUAAUAACUCACAUAAACCCUUUGCACAUGAUAUUGAACCUGUUCAGUUUACAAUGACAAUACUGUUUAUAGCUAGAAAUUUGAUUUCUGAAUACUUUUGAGAUUUUAGUAGAUCGGUUUACUAUACACUGUACAUUUUUUCCACGGAAGAAGCAAAAUGCUACAAUUAUGCAUUUAACACUGAAUGAUUAUAGUCCUGAGUGUAUAUAUCUAGUAGCCCAAAAAAAAAAAAGUACCAGACUACAUUUGCAAAUUGUUAGCAAGUCUCUAAAUUAAGACUUAUAAAAAAUGUACUAAAAGAGUAAUAUAAUUAAUAAUAAUAAUAAAUCCUCUAAUUUAGGGCUAAUGUGUAACUUAGGAAUGUUUCUUUCAAAAUAAUUAAUCUAACAAAUCAGCCAUAGAAGUUAGUGUAAAUAUUUUUUUUCCAAAUAGAUAUCAUAUACAAAAGGUGACAUUCAAAUGAUAUAGAAUCUAGUUUUUAAAUCAGCACAGAUCUUCUUAAAACUGUGAACUAUGUUUUGAAAUACUCGUUGCUAAAGCUGUUUAUAAACCACAGGUGCCAUAAGAUCCCUGAACUGACUGAUGUUACAUAUAAUCCUCCAUGGUAUUGUUUCAUUGAUGUUUUAGCUUUAGUAAGCAUGUGUUCAACAAACCGGCUCUUUCCAUCUCUCUGCCCUCCCUCCUCCCUCCUCCCUCCUCCCCAUUAUGUUACUUUCGAGGCCUUCAGCUUUAAAUGUACAGGCUUAAAGUGCGCUUGCAACUGUUUUCUUUUUAUUUCUGAAUGUGUACUGCCUUAGCCAGCCACCAGAUGUUCUGCAUGCUCUCUUGGAAAUGUGUAGUGAGACUCUUUCGGAGCUGGAUGGAAAAAUAGCUAUCGGUGAAAAAGCACAAGAGAAGCAGUGGGUUUUUGCAAAAGGACAGGCAUACAGUUACAGAACUGGGGUUUUGCCACUGGGGUUUAGUGUUUUUUUCAGGUAUAAAGGCAUUUCAGGAGAAAGGGGGCUUACCUGUGUUUUGCUCUGCUGUGACUACAAACGUACAGAUACUCCUGAGGAGGGGUGGACACAAACUAGCUGGAAUGUCCUCCCCACAGCAUAUUGCUUGGAAACAAAAGAUGACCCCUGUAUGGCACAUAGCACUGCCAUGCAGAGCAAUCCCAGGGGCAGCCAGAGCAGAAGCCAGGCAGCAGCACAGUGCAGUGUUCCCUCCUGGGUGUGAGCUCAGGACAACCUCUGUGCUAAGGUAAUUUUACUGCCCAAACACAACCUGGCAGCUUCCAGUACCUGGCUGACCUGAAGUGACACUAACAGCCCUGAGAACAGAAGCAUUUCAUACAGAUAUUUCACACCAGCACAGAUUGCCUACAGCGAGUGAUGAGAUACCCAUCUAAAGCAGGUUAGCAUGGUGUGUCUGUCCUUGCUUUCAUGGUGAUGUGGAUGUGUGCUGCCGUGUUUCUGUGAGAUUGCUAUGUAGCUCGACCCACUUGUUUGCAUGCACUCUCUAGGCUUCUGGCUGUUCCCAUGGGCACUGUGUGUUAGGGAAUGAGUAUCUGUAUGAAAGAGCUGCUGCCAUUUUUCACUUUCAUAUUUUAUUAUUACGUAUGCAAGUCUCUUGUCCGCAUCUCCUUGCAUAUCUGGGCUUGGUCUGAGACAUCCUAAUGCAAACUAAAGUGUCCAGGUAUCUUCAUGUAAGCUUUUCAUUUUUACAAUCACUGGUCUUUGCUCCUGGGGUAUGGUGCUGUCCUGGCAAGGCAGGGACCAUAUCCUCCCAUGCCCCGUCCUCCAACCUCCUCUCAGGAAUGGGUGAGCCUCCACUAGUGCCUAGCACUCCACAUUUAAAGCUACUCCAGCGAAGCUGUAGAUGUUGCUGUCAGCUCAGGAUUCCAGGCAAGCAUUUCCUGAACAGAGAUAAAACAAGAUAGAACACAGCUACAUGCAAUGGCUGACUAAUUCAACCCAUGUCAUGUUUAACCAUACCCUGAGUGAUAGAUCCCUCUCAUCAUCUUAAUGUCUGUGUGCUCAUUAUCUCUAUGCUUAAAAUAGAUGCAAUAGAAUACAUCCAUUGCAAGGGAUUCUGCUCUGGGAGUAAGGAAAAAAGUUGACAGAUGAAGCACCUUUCUCUCAGGCUGGUGUCAACAAGGUGAUCCCCAGCAGAGCUCUGGGUCCCGUAUGCCCUGGAGCUCUGAGAUGAAGCACCUCUUACUUGGCUCUCCAAGUAUCUAUUUUUAAGCAUUUUCCAACUGUUAAGCUGGCUGUGUUUUCACCCAGCUGGUCUUUGUCUGCUUGUUGAAUAUUAUUUUGGUUGUGGCUUAUGGUCAUUAAAAUAAAUAGAGUUACAGAAGAGGUCCCUGGCGUGGGCCUUUUCUUAACUACGAAUGGCCUGCCACAGCCACUCAAAUUCCGGGUGGUUUUACUGUCACUGGAGGGAAACCAGUGGUUUGGAAUCAGGAGACAGGGAUGUGAAGAUUUUAGGGUCCUCGAAUGUCCAAAGUGAAGGUGGAGAAUGGGUUGUCUGUAAGUAGUAAUGUUAAUUAAACUGCAUAAAAAGGUGUGUGGCCUUUGUUGUGAUAUAAUAUGUAUUUUCUUAUAUGCAUGAGCCAAACUGUUGCAUCAUAAUUUAUCAUAAGUGUGUCCACCAUUACUUUCAGUCAUCUUCUCCCAUCCUUAUUGGUUCUUGGCAAUUGCUGUAGAUAGACCUUGUAAAUACUGCAACCUCGGGUUGCUGUAAUCACAUUGGUUCAAUUCAGCAGACGGAGCUGUGAACAACAAGCACUCCACUGUGUCCUGAAGACAAAAGGGCAUUUUUACCUUUGAACCAAAACCAAAACAACACAACAACAAAAAAAAAACAAAAACAACCUAUGAAGAGUUACAUCUUGAGGCUACUAACUUUAAGACAUUUUUAAAACUACUGUACUUGACACCAACUGAGACAGAUACAGAGACACUAAAGAUGUCACAAUAUUCAUUGGUAUUGUAACAGAACUGCUAUUGUAUGGGUUUUUUUGUAUUGCUGUUAAGUAUUGUUUUGUGUGUGUGUGUUGGAACCUACUGGGGACAUGUUAUAUUUUGAAGUGAUUAAACUAUUUAAUUGUGUGUCUAUAUUUUGGAAUGGAAUUAUUUCUUCAUUAAAAAGAUUUUUAAAAGUAA